ACUAAUUUCCUCAUCUAUAGAGCGAGUAAUGGGGAGCCACGGGAAUAAAACAGGACUCUCUAACUAUCAUAUCCUACUUGUCUUCUUCGCCAUCUCAUUUCCAUUCUCACAUGGCCAAGAAACAGACACUGUCGGCUAUGGAUAUGUAAUUGAAGCCGUCACCGUUAAUUUACCCACCAAGUCUCUGAAAGCUGAACUUACCCUAAUAAAGAAUUCCUCUGUUUAUGGAGCUGAUAUCCAAAAUCUCAAUCUUUUGGCCAGCUUUGAAACCAAGGACCGUCUCAGAAUCAGAGUAACAGAUUCCCAAGCACAAAGAUGGGAGAUCCCUCAAGAAAUCAUUCCCCGCCAAAAUAUCCCACAUGACACUUUCAAGCCAAAAAGCUACAUCGACGGAGACAGAGACGAUUCUCCGGUGAACCACCGAGCCCUUCUUGAAAACCAAAUCCUCUCCAGCCCCACCUCUGACCUCGUUUUCACCGUUCACAACACAACCCCCUUUGGCUUCUCAGUAUCCCGCAAAUCCAAUGGUGAUGUCCUCUUUGACGCGUCGCCGGACACAACGAACUCCGGCACUUUCCUGGUUUUCAAGGAUCAGUAUAUCCAGCUCUCCUCCUCACUUCCUGUGGAUAAGUCUUCCCUUUAUGGCCUUGGAGAGCACACAAAGAGCACUCUCAAGUUGCAGGCAAAUGAGACGUUGACUUUGUGGAACGCAGACCUGGCAAGCGCGAAUCUAAACGUGAAUCUUUAUGGGUCUCACCCAUUUUACAUUGACGUCCGAUCAGCGUCCGCCGAGGGCAGAGUACCGGCAGGGAUUAGUCACGGUGUUUUGCUGUUGAAUAGUAAUGGGAUGGACAUAAUCUACGGCGGUGACAGAAUAACUUAUAAAGUAAUUGGUGGUGUUAUUGACUUGUAUAUUUUCGCUGGACCAUCGCCGGAUAUGGUGAUACAACAGUACACAGAGCUUAUUGGCCGGCCUGCAACUAUGCCGUACUGGUCCUUUGGAUUUCAUCAAUGUCGAUAUGGCUACAAGAAUGUUUCUGAUCUUGAAGGCGUGGUUGCUGGCUAUGCAAAUGCUAGUAUCCCUCUUGAAGUUAUGUGGACAGAUAUUGAUUACAUGGACGGUUACAAGGAUUUCACUCUCGAUCCCAUCAACUUUCCUGCAGAUCUAAUGAAAAAAUUUGUCGACCAACUUCAUAGAAAUGGUAAAAAAUACGUUGUUAUUCUGGAUCCAGGUAUUAGUGUUAAUGAUUCCUAUGGAACCUAUAAUAGGGGGAUUCAAGCUGAUGUGUUUAUUAAACGUGAUGGUGUUCCUUACUUGGGACAAGUUUGGCCUGGACCUGUCUACUUCCCUGAUUUUUUAAAACCAGACACCACAACUUUCUGGAGGGAUGAGAUCAAACAGUUUCGAGAUAUCCUUCCUUUUGAUGGACUUUGGAUCGACAUGAAUGAGAUAUCCAAUUUCAUAACUUCCCCUUCAACACCAUUCUCCACCCUUGAUAAUCCCCCUUACAAGAUUAACAAUGCAGGAAUCCAACGACCAAUCAAUAAUAAGACAACACCAGCAACAUGCUUGCAUUUUUCUAACAUUACAGAAUACGAUGUCCAUAACUUGUAUGGACUGCUAGAAGCUAGAGCAACCCAUGAAGCCUUGACAGAUGUGACUAGUAAAAGGCCAUUUGUACUUUCUAGAUCUACUUUUGUAAGUUCUGGCAAGUAUACUGCUCACUGGACUGGAGACAUUGCCUCCACCUGGGAUGAUUUGGCCAACACCAUUCCUACCAUGUUGAAUUUCGGACUCUUCGGAAUACCAAUGGUUGGUGCCGAUAUAUGUGGAUUUUCUGGCAACACAACCGAAGAACUUUGCAGGCGUUGGAUUCAGCUUGGGGCCUUUUAUCCCUUUGCGCGAGAUCACUCGGAAAAAAACAGUAUUCGGCAAGAGCUCUAUCUCUGGGAUUCAGUUGCUUCAACAGCCAGGAAGGUGCUAGGACUCCGAUAUCGACUGCUUCCGCUUUUUUACACAUUACUAUAUGAGGCACACACCAAGGGAACACCCAUAGCAAGGCCUCUUUUCUUUUCAUUUCCUGAAGACGUCAACACUUACGAAAUCAAUUUCCAGUUUCUAAUUGGUAGUGGUGUACUGGUCUCACCGGUAGUAAUGUCAGGAGCAGUGUCAGUUGAUGCAUACUUCCCUGAAGGAAAUUGGUUUAGCCUGUUUAAUUACUCUGAUUCAAUCAGGGUAAGCUCAGGUAAGUAUGUCACACUUGACGCACCACCUGAUCAUAUAAAUGUGCAUGUCAAGGAAGGCAACAUUUUGGCAAUGCAAGGGGAAGCAAUGACAACAAAAGCUGCUCGAAUGACACCAUUUGAACUCCUGGUGGUUGUGACCAGCAAUGGAAAUAGUUCUGGAGAACUAUUUUUGGACGAUGGGGAGGAACUAGAUAUGGGAGGAUCAGAAGGGAGGUGGGCUUUCCUUAGAUUUCAUGGUGGACGGCAGAGGAAUAAUACUAUAUUUGUUGCAUCAGAAAUUUUGAAUGGAGGAUUGGAUUUGAGUCAGAAAUGGAUAGUGGAUAAGGUGAGUUUCAUAGGGUUGGAGAAGGCUGAGAGAUUGAAGGCACGUGAGCUAAGGAUCACAAAGGGUUCAAUGAUGAAUGGCAAACCUGUUGUAAAGGCUCGUUUGGACAGCGAUUCACAGUUUAUCAUCAUUGAAAUUUCAGGACUAUCACUUCUUAUUGGAGAAGCCUUUAACCUGGAACUAGACCUAACGGUGAAAAACUCUUAAAAGGAACAUAUGGCUUUGAAUAACGCAAUAACCCAAUUGGGCAAAUUCUGUUUUCCUAUUGGGAUGGUAAAGGUAGCUACUUGCAACGAGCAUUCUACACAUAUCAUGUACAAUUUUUUAAGCAAAAAUUAUUCGAAGUUCAGCUUCUCUAGAAUAUAAUAAUUAACGAUAAAAUAACAUUAUUAUGCCAUAUAUUGUAUGGCUAAGUGCUCAUAA
Messenger RNA from Hevea brasiliensis (rubber tree), 2995 nucleotides. RefSeq names its product alpha-glucosidase. Gene Ontology annotation, molecular function: carbohydrate binding; hydrolase activity, hydrolyzing O-glycosyl compounds. Gene Ontology annotation, biological process: carbohydrate metabolic process. The transcript is spliced from 5 exons. Bases 29 to 2779 code for a protein of 916 amino acids. NCBI's taxonomy places the organism in Eukaryota, Viridiplantae, Streptophyta, Magnoliopsida, Malpighiales, Euphorbiaceae. The record is from RefSeq and is a predicted model, not a curated record.